AUGUCCGCCGCGGGGUCCGGCGGCACGGGCGAGGCGCCCGUGGGCCCCGUGGGCCCCGUGGGCGGCGUCGGCGUGGAGGCGCCACGGGGCUUCGGCCCCGAGAGCCUGGUGCAGGCCCUGGACAUUGCACGGCAAUGCGCCGAAGUGAGAAAGCAGAAGGAGGUGCUGCUGUCGGAGUUCUCCGUUUCUGAGGACCGCACCUGGGAGGAGGCGUUGAAGCUGCAGCACCUUCUGGCCUUGGCGGCCAAGCCGGACUUCAUGCCACCAGCGUGCUUCCAACAGGCAAUGGAAACCUGUGUGGCCUGCCUGCUCCACACACCUCAACUGAUGCAACCUGCGCAGAUGCUGGAAUUGUUGGAUUCCCCUGAUGCUGGACCGCUCUUGCAGUACUUGAGUUGGUUGGAAGAAGCCUUAAAGGAAGUGGCCAAUUCCAGUGGUCGCACGGUGCUGGUGCCACAGCGUGCCCGGGGCGCCUUAAAGUCUUGGCCGGCUGAGCGGUCCUUGCUGCACCAGAGUGCUGCGGCGCUCUGUGAAGCCAUCAUGGUACAAGGCCCACAACACCUGAGGCACGCACAAGCUUGGAACGAAGCCUUGCAGAAAAGACAGGCCAUUCAAAAAGACCAGACAGAGGCAUGCCAGCGUGCUGCGCAGGAGCUGCACAAGACGGCUUCCUUUUGCCUGGAGCAAGUGGACGAGCACUGCGGGAUGGAAUGGCCAAAACUUGGGCGACUUACUCAGGAGUCCCUCCAGAGAGUUCAGCAGGUGGCAGGUGACCUCUUAAAGAAACAAAAGGAUUGCUGGUCCCAUUCCUUGGAGGACUACGAGGCCUUGAACACCAAAGCUUCCAACUCCAGGGCUGCUUUGCAAGAGGUCCGGCGACAGGUCCGCAGACACGAACAGGCCUUCAUCCAGGCUGCACAGCGUUUCACCGAAGUUGCCAACCAGCUUGUUGCUUGGACAAGCGUUCUGGUGCCGAAGCUUCGCUUGCUGGAAGCGCAACGCUCUUCGUUGCGCUGUGCAGUGGAGCUGCGGCAGAAGCUUCCCAACCUCGAGCGGGAGCAUCUGCAUGCAGAAGAUGAACUGGACACUGCUCAGACAGAGCUCCGGAAGCAGAAGAGGCGCUUGCAGGCAUCAAGCUCUAGGCGUCGGCCCGCCAGCCCUGCGGCCACUGCUGGGUAUGUUUUGGAGCAACAAUGUGAGUUGCGUGUAGCCCAUGCUCAAAAGCGCGUGGAUGACUUGCACGAACAGUUGCGGGAUGCCGAGCGGAGGCUCCAUGAGGCUGAGCAGAGCCUCCCAAUGGAACUGGGGCCACAUGAAGAGGACGGCGGCUGUGCCCGCAGCUCCACGCUUGACCUCAUGGCUCCGGUGGAUCCACAUCUCACCAACGAGGAGCGACUGGCCCUGAAGCUGGCCACGUUGCAACAGUUCCAUGAAGAGAUGGUGUCGCUGGCAUCGGAAUCCCAGGCAGAGCAUGAUAAGAUGCUGCGAAAGGUUGAACAGAGAAAGGUUCAGGCAGCCGUAAAGCAAGCGGUAGAGCCCGACUUCAUGUGCCCCAUCCUUCACGAGAGGAUGAAAGUUCCGGUCCUGGCGGCAGAUGGUUUCACCUAUGAGCGUCAGGCAAUUGAGAAGUGGCUCUCGAUGCACAACACCUCACCCAUGACUGGUGCGGUGCUGGCACACCGGUAUUUGACCGAGAACUUUGCACUGCGCCAUUUGAUCGAAGCUUAUGAGACUCAGUUGGCCGAACAGAGGACCUGUGAAGGACGACGCGGUGGAGUUUCUAUGAAGACUUGUGAUGUUGCCGACCUCUCAGAUGCGGAUGUGCAGAGUGACGAGGACGAGGAUGAGGAGUGUGAAUUUGACGAGGAAUGGGAUGAGGUUCGGCGUCGGCGUCGUGCUCUUGCCUUGAGAGUUGAGGAGGUUCGCAGGCGUCGUGCUCUUGCAGCCUUGAGAGUUGAGGAGGAAGCCCGGCUUCGUUUACUUGGCCCGCUGGAGAAUCGACUGACUCACAAUCAACUCAUCGUGCACUGCUCGUGCGUGGCCGGGUUUUUCAAGGCACUGAGGUGCCGCUGGAUCUUCCACAGCUCCGACAUGCCGAUCCUGAGCCACCAGGAUGAUGGCUGA
Messenger RNA from Cladocopium goreaui, 2124 nucleotides. The record is from the annotation of a GenBank genome assembly. NCBI's taxonomy places the organism in Eukaryota, Dinophyceae, Suessiales, Symbiodiniaceae.